UGGCGCCUGUAGCAAAGCAUUGAUAAAGAGGUUAGCGGUGAGACACAUAGACAGCUUACUUAACAGGGGAUUUCUGGGAUACUUAUUUGCUUAUUGAGCUGCGAAAUAAAUUUCGGGUCAAGUUCACUUAUAGCAAACAGGAGCAUCUGACGAAAUUCAUUGCCUAAAAGAAACAGCUGUUUGAAAACGUUUGAUUGUCCCUCAAAUUAAUGCCACUGAUUGUGUCGUCGUGUUGCGCAGAUUUCCAGAGCGAUUCGUCCAAGGCGAGAACAGAGUGAAUAUUACCGCAGCUGCAUACAUCAGGCGUGUUCAUUCAUUUCAUUUGACUGCAAUUAAGGCAUAACUUUGUGAAGUGGUGAAACGCUCUUUUAAAUGUUUAUUCACGUGACGUUUUAUGGUACAGUAAAGGACAACAAAACGUACUAUCUUCUUUGAAGAUUUGAUCAUUUGCACUUUUUUAAUAUUGAGCGAAUAAGGGACUUUGCAGUGAAAUCUGUGCUAAAAUGUAAGUCAGAUUUCACUUUAUAUUGGUUGAAACAUCUUUAUUUCCAUUUAAACUGACUUCAUAUCUCCGAAAUGCCGACCCCACAAACAAUACCAGACUUUAAUAAUAUUGACGAGAUGUUUGCAGUGUUAGAAUCUGAUCCAGACAAAAUUUUAAAGGCAUUUAUCAAUGGUUCAAAUGGAACAGAUAUAGAUAUUGAGGAGAAAAUCAUCGGACGCAGUCUUGCUCUGGUUAUAGCAUAUGGCAUACUUGCAGCAGUGGCACUGUUUGGCAAUAUACUUGUCUGUCAUGUAAUAUUCAGUCGAAAGCGCAUGCGCACUGUAACUAAUAUCUUCAUUGCAAAUUUAGCAGUAUCAGAUAUACUUCUCAUAACCCUUAAUGUCCCUUUUAAUAUUGCCAAAGAUUUGACGAAAGAGUGGUUGUUCGGUGAUGCUAUGUGCCGCAUAAUGAAUAUGUCGCUAAUAACGUCCGUCUAUGCUUCCACAUUGACACUAACAGUUAUUGCAUUAGACAGGCAUCGUGUAUUGCUGUAUCCGUUACGUCCACGGAUCAUGAAGUCUGGGGGUAUGGUUGUGGUUGCGCUAAUAUGGAUUAUUUCAGUCAUAUUUUCACUUCCGUUCGGAAUCUACAGUAAACCAAGGGAAAUCGACGUGCUCAUAACCAAAUUCGUAAGAUGUACUUCUAAUUAUCCUAGUCCAAAAUUUGAACAGUGUCUGACGGUUGUUACCAUAAUACUACAAUAUUUUAUACCCCUUGCAGUGAUUGCUGUGACAUACGGACGAAUCGUUCGCCGAAUAUGGGAAAGGACGGAUCUUGGUGCGGUAACAGCAUAUCAGCAUGCCUGCAGAUCGAAACACAAGAAGAAGAGCAUUAAAAUGUUAAUGAUCGUAGUUAUUGUAUUUGCAAUAUGCUGGAUGCCAUUGAACUUGUAUCAUUUCCUUACUGACAUUCAUCCAGAUACAAAAAUAUUUCAUUAUAAUGCCAACGCAUUCUUCGUUUGUCACUGGAUUGCUCUUAGUAGUACGUGUUAUAAUCCUUUCAUCUACUGCUGGCUCAACGAAGCAUUUCGAGCUGAGAUUCGUGCCGUUUUCAGAUGUUGCUGCCCGGUAGAUAUUAAUAUAUAUCCACGUGACAACAAAAUGGACUCUGUCAGCCAAUCAGAUUCAAUGUCACUUCAAAUCAAACCAAAAUCUUUAUUUACAUCGAAACGGAAUAAUACAAUGACUGAGCAUCUCCAUUCGUCAUCUCUGCAUACCCAGAACCAAAGUGCAUGUGACUGCCGGAGCAAUUAUGUUAAGUCACCAACAUGGCGUGAUAGUAAUCCGGCAACAGAGAGCGUGGACCUGCUGGAGCAUGAACGACAUCGGACAACCUGUAAACACUAUCAACAUUAGAUCUAAUAAAUCAUCAGCCUUUGCAGACAGGAAGUUAUAUGUAAAAGUUGUGUAUAUAUUAUAUGCGUAUACUUAUAUUUAUGAAGUGCUUUGUAUUCAACAUAUGUAAAUUAAAUAAUGCAUGGAAUGGGUUUAAAAUGAAAAAAGUAAAGUUAAUGUGAAUGUGCGUUAUGUUUGCCGCCAUAUUUAACAAGGCAAGGUUAUUUUACAAAUUAAUGCUAUACAAUAUUUUGUACCCCUCGCAAUGAAUACUGUGACAUACGGACGAAUCGGUCGCCGAAUAUGGGAAAGGACGGAUCUUGGUGCGGGUUUAAGAUGAGAAAAAAAGUUAAAUGCAUUUAUUUUAACAGAAAAGAUAUUUAAUGUUUUGAAGUGUUAUUAAAUAUGUAUGAUAGCCAGAUGUCCUCGGUAGCAAAUAUAAUUAGGCUGACUUUUGUUGUGCUUCUUAAUAAAUGUAAAUAAAGAUAACUGAAGGUUGCUGCAAGAGAUGAUUUCAUCUGAUUGUAACAAAUACUUAAAUAUUCGAACUUGCGUUCUAGACAGUCGUUUGCAUAUAAGUGUGAGUGAAAGCAUUAUUGUAAUGUGUACUAGGUACAUGGUGCGCCCUUUUAUUCAUUACAUUUGAUAUAAUACAACAUGUCUUUUAAACCGAUCUCUAAUUAACACAAACGCGGAUCACGUAUAUAUGCUAUGCUGGGCAUAAAAUAGGAUUUAAAUGUAAUAUUGUGUUGCUUGUCGUGACUUGCCAUGCCUUGACAUAAUUUGUUUACAAAUUGUGCACCUAGCUAUGACUAGUAUCUAAUUCACAGUUUGUGCAGAAUAUUAAAGAUGCGUUUACGACGGUGAUUUUGUUCAUGUCAUAUCAGGAUCAAAGUAAUUGUCAAAUAUUGCUUUUGAAAAAAGGUAUUCAACGUGUAUAUAGUUUAAGGUAUUGCUGAUAUACAUUGUAUUUGUAUUGUUGAUUGAUUUAGGGUUGAAUAUCACAUCGACACAAUUCAUGUGAUAUUUAUAUCACCUAAAUUGUGGCGAUGUGAAGAAUUUCAAGCUUUUAGUGGAAACGGAAGACCUCGGGUGCUCCUCAGGGAUUGGCACUCGGAUAAGACUACCAUCAUUCGGAAUGUCUGCUGAACGGUUUCAGUCAUACGCCGUUUUCGAGGUUUCGAAUCUACAUUUGUGAGGGGCAAAUAGCCUUUACGACUCGGCCACAGAGGUCGAUGCUGUUUUUCUUUUUGUCUUUUUAUUGCUGAUACGUGUAUAUAUUUGAUAUUGUCCACAUAUUGAUGUAAGGUUGUUUAAAGUGUGAACAUGCAAAAUAAAUCUUUAUAAUUAUGAUAAAACCUUCGUUUUGCCAGUUGUUAAAAAACAAUACAGUAUUGUAAAUUUUAAUUACUUAUAUUCAACAUUUCCGGGUGAAUGCUGAUAUUUUACAUUUGACUGAAAUAAAAAUAAUUUGUUAUGGUCAUAGUUAUUAGUCGAUCUGUCAUACAAUUUUGCGAUGGCUGAAAUUUUCAAUUAAAAUCUUAAGUUUAUGUUGAGUACAAAUAACUCUUUCUGUUUCUAAUGAGUACCUUAACAAAGUGGGUUAAAUCAAUCAUUCUAAUAUGAUUAGCAAUGCAUCAAUCAUAACAACGAUAUUAUCUUGACGUCACGCCGACGUGGUAUUUAGCGCCAUGUACGCAUCUAGAAAUAGCGCUUUCAAAUUUGAUCAAAUAUUUUACUUAAGGAUGUACGAGUGUUGUUUUUUUUCAGAAUAUCCGCCAUUUUGAAAAAUGUUUCUUCGAAUAUUGCUUUCUAACAAAAGUUUUGCCAAUUAACCAAAUAGAUUCUGCUUUUUGCGAAAUAAUUUUUUCACCCUUAUUUUUGACUGGCAUUUGCCUAAAAUUGACGAAAGAUUUACAAUGGGGUAGGGGUAGUUAAUUUCAAAUAUCUAUUAAAGUAGAUCAGGUUUGGUUUUGAUAUUUUUCUGACUGAUACUUAUAAUGAUAAGCUAUAAUUGAAAUAAGAGUUUUCAAGAUAGCACUUUAUAUUAUCUAGAAAAUAUGAAUUAAAACAAAAAGAACAAAAAAAUCAAAAUUCACCAGUUUUUAACAAUUUUGUUUCUUAAUAAAUCUCUUAGAUGCACGGUGACCCUAACCUUUUUUCUUUCCAUUUAGAAGCAUUUUGUUAUGUCAUUCAAGCUGAAAACUAUUUUGAAAAUUUUAUCAUCAGAAUUCUUUGUAGAUCUAAAUACGUUUUUUCCAUUGAAAAUAAAGUAGGUCGGGUAAUUAUAGCAACAUGUAAAAAUGAAAGAGAUUUGUUAGUGAAAUUUAUGCUUAUACAAUACUGACAUCACCUUGUAUUCAUAUUCACAUGUGAGAUCUGAAAUCCCUAUAACAUUAAGUGGGAUAUUAUAUGUUUUAUAAAGUACCACCAUUUUUCAAAUUUUACAAAAUUUCAGAAAUGCUUUAACAUUGGGUGAAGGAAAUGCCCUAUAAAAUAAAAACGAGUUCGGUUACCUGUGUUUUUUCUUCUCUUGUUUGUCUUGAAAACUAAUGUUCUUCAAGCUCAAAGAGUAUAAAAAAUUAUUGACGUUAGAAAAAAUUCGUUCCUACAUCCUUAAUAGCAUGUUUAAAAUAAAAUCUCACAUUGCACAACUGUUUUGAUAAAUGUACACACAUACUGAGCUUGUUAUUCGCUUUGCAGAACGAUUCGCCCAAAUUGAACUCUUCCGCAAGACGUAUUACCAAUUUAUAAACAAAGGAACGUGGCGACUUACCUUUUGGCGCCAUGUAUGCGAAAAGAAACAGUUCUUUCAUAUUUUAUCUAGAUGGUACAAUUAGAUACAUAUUAGAAUCGAAAUUAUUUGUAGCAAAACCGUAUUUGAACACUACUUAUACACACGGGAGGUUAUACGUCGUUCGAAAUAAUUUCAAACUAAUUUUCGAUUUUCAGAAGAUAGGUAACGACUUUAGGAACAACAUAUGACGGUAAUAUAUAAUACUGUGUAAAUAAACUGUCAAUAUACCUAAAAAUAGCAGAGUACCCUUUUUGUUACGUACACAUCGCCCCUUUUUUUCAGAAUAUUUGUGAACAAACAUCAACCAACUUGUUUCGUAUAAUUACAUUUUUAUACGCUCAUGACUGAGAACUUAAUAUGACCGUGUCGAUUAGUUUGUUCAUAUCAGAAAACAGUGAUACGAGAAAUUAAAAACCAGGCAUGAUCAUUAUUUCCAAAUAAGGAAACCAUUGCUGCAAAAACAACCAAUUAUGUCUGUCGACAACAAUUUCAUAAACAUGGAGCCGCUAAAUUACUUUUAAAUUACGAUCACAGACAGAUAAAAUAUUUUAGAUGUGGUUAUAUAAAGACAACGGAGGUUUUUGUGGACCUAAUAAAAUCUUUGGAAACACAGAACGCAACCAAGUACCAUAUUCGCAGACUCGGUUUGAUUGAAUCUGUUCAUAUGUAAAACAGACCAAUUGCGCAUCUUUAUUGGACAGUAGAAAAAGUUUAUAAUGAACAACAUCGGGUUUCUAAUGUCUCAAAAGCAGUUAGUGUUAGUGAUCAGAUAUUAAAAUCUUAUAAGAAGUGUGAGGAAGCCUUUGUGAAAACAUAUUGAAAUCCACAAAUCUGUAUUUUAUUCAUAACUGAAUUUAACAUUUCAACAUGUAGCAUGCUGUUUUUAUAAAGGCAUGGUGAGUCUACAUAAGCACAUGAUCAAAACCAGUUUUGUUCCGUUGCAGACUAACACAAUACAUUACAUAUUUACACGCAAAGCUGUAUCUUAAUGAAAGUAAUGUAAAACUAGCGAGACUUGAAACACAAUCGACAAAAAGCUGGAAAAGUAACUGUAAACAAGAACAAGUAUUUAGAAUAUGCUGAAUUAAAAAAAAACUUAUUGAUAUUUGUUUUUCAUUUGUCUAUAAUACCACUAUUUAGUUAUUUGUUUUGUUUUAUAUAUUUUUUUCCUGUUUUAAACAAAAACUAAUUUGUUGCUCUUUAAGUACUUAAAUGUUGAAAGGGUCCGUUUUUAUAGCAUUUGGCCAAACUAUACGUAAUAAAUUUUAAGAAUUAUAUAUAUAUGUAUAAUAUGUAUUAUAUGUAUAAAACAAACGAGGAAGUCUGUUAUAUUAUAUAAAUUUUGAUUUUUCUAUAAGGUUAGGGAUUUUUUUCUCUGGAGGACAUAUCACAUAUGUUAGUACAGAUUGCCAGUGACAAAUUUCAAAGCUACUUUCCAUUGUUUUUAUUGCCAAUUGUUAGUGCUUCACAUUUAGCCAUAUCAUUAUUGUCACGUUAUAUGUUAUAUAUAUUUAUUUAUUGUUCGUUUGAUGCUUUUGUAUAUAAACAAACUCGAUAUCACAAGACAUGCCCAAAUAUUUUUAUUGGCCUGUUCUUGCUUUAAUAUCAAUGAACGUGCACAAGAUAAUAUGUUAUUAGAGACAGAAGACUAUUUGAUAAAGGAAUGGCAUCCUGAUAUUUAUGGUUUGGUUUGCUUUGUUCUCAAUAAUGAUACAAAUUAUUAAAAGAUUUUUAAUAAAUUAUAUAUUAUUCUUUAAAAACAUGAGCAAUACAGCCGAACAACGAGUUUAAAAAAAGAUCUGUAUUUGAUUAUAACCAUAAAUCUUUUGUGAUCUAGAUAUAUACUGACCAAUUGUCUCUGUGAUUGUAUUGAUG
This is a messenger RNA of Mercenaria mercenaria, 6550 nucleotides long. RefSeq names its product G-protein coupled receptor 83-like. The record is from RefSeq and is a predicted model, not a curated record. Gene Ontology annotation, biological process: G protein-coupled receptor signaling pathway. Lineage: Eukaryota; Metazoa; Mollusca; Bivalvia; Venerida; Veneridae. Bases 577 to 1899 code for a protein of 440 amino acids. Gene Ontology annotation, cellular component: neuron projection; plasma membrane. The transcript is spliced from 2 exons. Gene Ontology annotation, molecular function: neuropeptide Y receptor activity; neuropeptide binding.